CUAUAGACCAUCUCCCCUCUGGAUGAAGCCCCAGUGGUCAGGAUGCAGACUAUCAAGACAGUAGAGACCCAGGUGCCCUUUCUGAAAGAGAGUUUCUUCACCUCCACUUUCAAAGGGAGGAGGAAGAGCAGCGUUACCAACGUCCUCCGUAAUCAACAGCACUCGCUCCUUAAUCAACAACAGAGCAUCAUAGAGGAUCCCCAGCAGCCCCCAGGGCCAUUUCUGUCCCUUUCAGCUGAAAAUGGGAAAGGGCAGUGCACUCCAGAGCAUCCGCGGCUGGCUCGCUCGACCAGCAGCCCGUUAUGCAAGACAGCCGAGCGCGCAGGAGCAGAUGGGGAUAGAAAGGAGGGGCAAAAAGAGAGGAAGGAUCAGAGAGUGAAAGAGGCUGUGCAGGGGAGGGGGGUGAAAAGGCAGUCAGUGAGUGGUAGCAAGCCCGCGGCUGUCAGUGCCAGUCUCCUCCUCCUCUCAUCAUCAGCAUCAUCCGCAUCAGCGUCGCCGAGGGAGGCAGCAUCAUCCUCACAGCUGCCUUCAACUGUGGUGGGCAGACAGCGCCGAUUAGGCAGCUCUGAGAGUGCUUUGACCAGCAGAAGAUCAGCAUCGGCCGCAGCCAAGGAGGAAGCCCAGCGUGCCAAGCGUGCCCAGAGUGCCCAGCGUGCCCAGCCUCGACCCCAGCCUCAGCCCCAGCAGUAUGGCCUGUUAGCCAAGGGAGUCCGCCUGCUCAGAAACAUGGGGAACCAGGAGACAAAGCAGAGGAAAGGGGGAGGAAGUGGCGGAGCAGCAGGGGAUGUGUCCUGUGAGGGUGACGCUGAUGAGGUGGAAGUGGACAAAAAAUCUAAAAGGUCCCACAGCAAGACAAGUAAAGGGGAACACAGUGGUAAGAAGAAAUCCAAGUCGGAGUCAAAAGGUUCUGUGUUUUCUGGCAUCAGGAAGAGUUUGUCGAAGGCAAAAGGGUUGUCCAAGGAGGACAUGUUGGAAGAUGGAAGGUCUGCACACGUUGGCAAAGCGGGGCUCAAACCCGGUGCAGAGGCGAACCUGUCAGCCGACGAGAUGGGGAUGCUAUCAGAUGUCGAGGGAGACCUAGGCUGUCGGAACACAGAGAGUCGCCAAUCUGUGGUGGAUGAGCUUGGCCGGAAGGGGAGCUCGGGGUCGGAUGCUGACGUCUACAGUUUUCACUCUGCAGCAGCUGAGAAUGAAGACCUGCUCUCUGACAUCCAGCAGGCCAUGAGGGAACAACGUGUGGCCAGUGAUGGGGAACUCAGAAGGGUAAACGGCCAAUCAUCUGAAGCCUUGACCUCCGAGGGGACCAAAGCCCAUGAGAAGCUGUUGGAUAUGGAUAAGGAAUUUGAAAGUGGAAGUAAAGCUCAAGAAAGUAAAGCGAAUAAAAAAGUAGAUGACAAAAGCAGUGAUUUACCCAUUUCAAGUAAUUCCUCUGGUCCUGGUUCUCCGAGUGAGAGCGGUCCAUCAUCUUCUGCCGCUGAUACAGAGAGAAGCAGUGGCAGCGUUUUCCCAAAGACCAACAGCACGUACAGCUUCCCUGACACGACAACCACCACCACUUCGUACGAGAGCGCCGAGGAGCCCCAGGAAGACCUGGAGAGCCCGGUUUUUCACCCAGAGCAGGGUCAAGGUAAUCGGGCUGCACAGAGCAAAAACGUGAGUGUGCCGAGUGUUCGCUUGGCCCCUGUGGUGGCAGGGCCCGGGCCUCACAAAAGUGUGAGCAGCAUGGAGCUGUCUAUGGAGAGGGAGGAGCGAGAGGAAACUGGGAGAUGGGACUUCCUGUCCCUCAAAAGGAGGAAGAGUAGUAUGUCUAAUAACCAACUGAUGACAGAUAGCUCUCAACCCAGACGGACGUCCUCCAGUUCCCCCUCCACUGUCAAACUCUACCCUCCAGUCCACCCCUCAUAUGUCAAGACCACCACCAGGCAGCUCACCUCUCCCAUUGGAUCCCCUAUCACCAGCCCCCAUGUGCCCAGGAAAACAGAUGGAACCGACGAAUCGGUGGAAUAUUACGAGGCCCCGGGAUUAAGGAGGCGCAAGCAGAGGUCCUGCUCCAUCGGUGGGCCCAUCACUGGGUCUGCAGACUGGUGCACGGAGGUGGACGAGCACAGAGGAAGGCAGGGUGUCCAUUUCCCUGAGCAGGAGGCACCAGAGAGGAGUCACGUAGGCGGGACUUACUGGACACUGGGGUCCAGGAGAGCACAAUAUGGACGACAUCACUCCACGACCACAGCACCUUAUCUGGAUGUCUUCUCAGGUCGUGUUUUGUUGGACAGGCUGUGUAUGCAUCAUGAAGAUGGGUCAAGGGAAGAGGAGGGAAAGGAGUUGUGUGGCCGGAUGCUGGGCCAGGGUCUGCUGCAGCCCUUCAGCGGCUCCGCAGAGCAACAUGGUGACGGCACGCCCUCUGCAGGAUUUAACGAGGAGCAGCUGUACACGUGGGCCUCUGUCGGCCUGCCGGUGUCUCCACACCUGUGGGAACUGUACGGCGGCCGGAGCACAGGCCGAGUGCCGACCAUGAGAUCCCCUUUGAAUCAGUCGUCCACCAAGACGCCAGGAGCUCCACUCUCUCAGACAGAACCCAGCAGGUUGAGGUCAGGUCAGUCGUCCUCAGAGGAUGAGAGCUGUGUCAUCCCUCAGCUGGAGAAGACCAUCGAAGACCUGCGGGUGAAGAUUGCUGUGUUGCAGGGCCAGCAGGUCUCCUUGGGCAGUGGGGAUAACAUGGCAGCUCUGAGCGCUGCCCAUCACAAGGCCGCACAUCAGCCAAGAGAAGGUCGAUUGGGAAAGAUGAGCCAGGAGGUGUCGGUCCAGACCUCGCCGCUGGAGGAGGGAUUUAAGUUUGUGCCUUUCGGCGGAGGAUCAGGCGGCACCUCGUCCUCCGUUUCCUCCUCCAUCCCCAAAUCCACGGAGAGCUUUGUUUGCACGUGUCAGCAGAGGCAACAGAGCAGCACCCAACCAGCGCCUCCACCCCCACCUCCUCCCCCACCUUUACCAGGGGGUGUCGCUCCUCCUCCUCCUCCACCCCCACCUCCACCGCCCUUACCUGGCUCUGGACCAUGUCCACCGCCGCCUCCUCCUCCUCCACCACCGCCAGGGUUUGGACCUCCACCACCUCCCCCACCACCUUGCUUCGGAGGUCCCCCGCCCCCUCCCCUGCCUGGUAUGGGCCCUCCUCCGCCACCCCGGCCUGACCAUGGGCCCCCGCCUCCACCGCCACCCCCAGGCUUCGGGCCUCCACCUCCACCAGGCCACAUGCCCUCCAUGAUGGUGCAGGAAGUCGCCCCUGCCAAGGCUCUGAUCGAGCCCCCCAAGCCAAUGAAGCCACUUUACUGGACACGCAUACAGCUGGAAGCUAAAAAACAGGCGAGCUCGCUGGUGUGGGAGAAAAUCGAGGAACCGACUGUGGACUUUGAAGAAUUUGUGGAACUGUUCUCAAAAAGUGCUGUUAAGGAGAAGAAAAAGCCAAUUUCUGAUACGAUCAGCAAGUCGAAGGCCAAACAGGUGGUGAAGCUUUUGAGCAACAAGCGUUCGCAGGCUGUGGGAAUUCUGAUGUCCAGCAUUCAUCUGGAUAUGAAGGACAUCCAUAAUGCCGUCCUAAAUAUGGACAACACGGUCGUGGAUCUGGAGACACUGCAAGCCCUGUAUGAAAAUAGAGCUCAAGACGAUGAGAUGGAUAGCAUUAAGAAGCACAUUAAAUCAUCCAAAGACAAGGAGGAUGCCAAGCCGCUGGACAAGCCUGAACAGUUCCUGUUCCAGUUAUCCAAGAUCCCCAACUUCUCUGAGCGGGUGUUCUGCAUCCUGUUUCAAUCAACUUUCCACGAGUGUGUCACCUCCGUCCUCCGCAAAAUAGAAAUCCUUCAGAGAGUGUGCAAGAUUCUCCAGAGUAGUCAGAUUGUUCUGCAGGUGCUCGGCCUGGUGCUGGCUUUUGGCAACUUCAUGAACGGGGGUAAUCGGUCCAGAGGGCAGGCCGACGGCUUCUCCUUGGACAUUCUGCCAAAACUGAAGGACGUCAAGAGCAGUGAUAACUCCCAGAGUCUUUUGUCUUACAUCGUUGCUUACUAUCUAAGGCACUUUGAUGAGGAUGCAGGCAGGGAGACGUCUGUCUACCCUCUGCCUGAGCCCCACGACCUCUUUCAGGCCUCCCAGAUGAAGUUCGAGGACUUUCAGAAAGAUUUGCGCAAGAUGAGGAAAGAUCUCAACGCGUGCUCGACGGAGACGCAGAAAGUUUGCAAAUUGUCCUCUGAAGAGAUCCUGCAGCCUUUUAAGGACAAGAUGGACACAUUUCUUAGCCAAGCCAAAACUGAACUGGAAACCCAGGACACGCAGCUGGCAGACACCCAGAAGAUCUUCUUGGAGCUGAGCAUGUCCUUCUCAGUCAAACCCAAGGCAGGAGAGAAAGAGGUCUCUCCCAACACUCUCUUCUCCAUUUGGCACGAGUUCUCCACCGAUUUCAAAGACCAGUGGAAAAAGAAGAAUAAACUGAUGUUACAGGAACGGGUCAAAAUGGCUGAGGACUGUUUCAAACAGGCCAGGGAGAAGGCUGCCUACAACGUGAAACCCAAACACGCAACUGGAAUAAAAGCAAAGCUGGGUCAGAAGAUCUGAAGCAGAAAGUGGAAAAUGAUCAUCAUCAAGCCUGUUGCACAAGCACUGUUUGUACAAUCUGACAUGAGUCAUCAGUCAUUUUUAUAUUUAUAUGCUUUCCGUAUUUGUUUUCAAUUGAUUUAGAGCUGUUUUUAUUUUAAGUUGGUUCAAAGUGGAUGUUAUAUUGUUUGUUUAAAAGCGGAAUCAAAACAUUUCAUUCUCGGCCAACUUUUGAUGGCACCAGCCAGAAAUGCUGCAGAGACACUAUUAAGAUGAGAUUAAAUGAAACUGAGUCGUUUAAAUGAAAAUGUGCAUCAGAUAAUUCGUAGCAACACGAACCUCUCUCAGUAUUUUUAAAGCCAUAUGUAGUUUAUUAUCAUUUUUAGUCCAACGUCAAAGCCGACUUUUCUCAGUAAGACACAAACCCUGUCUCUUCAUUUCUCCCUUAGUGGUGAAAAGCACAGAAUUUUAUAACCUUUCUAUACGUUGGACAGAAAAGUGCCUUAUCGCACAGCAGUGGUCGAAUGAGUGCUGCAGGCCAGAGUUUAUUUUUGAGACACAUCAUCUGUGAUUAAAUGUUACACGUAAAGAAGAAGAGUCGUUUUGUUUUUUUACAGGCUGAUGCCUGACUUUUCUUAAUCAUUUCAUCAAGUGUGUUUCAGAACUAGUUUCACAAGCGGCACCUGAUCUAAUGUGUUUAAAUGUUCUUUCAACAGAAAAGGCCUAAGGGGUGUGAUCUCAUAUUGUUUUAUUCAGUGCUGUUGUGGAACUUGUUUUGUGUUUUGAGCUGAUGUCUAUGCAUUCGUUUUGCCUUUCCCACUGUGUGCGAGUGUGUGAACUCCCAUAUGUUAUUUGAGCAACAUUUAUCAUGUGAUGUUCGUUUACAAUAGGCCAACAACAUGUUUUUGAUUGAAUACCCUGGACCAUGAAAAAAUAUUUAUUGAAUAAAAGAAAUUACAUAAAUCUUUGAUAUAAA
Messenger RNA from Hippoglossus stenolepis (Pacific halibut), 5554 nucleotides. It is a transcript of the gene fmn2a, whose product is annotated as formin 2a. Gene Ontology annotation, molecular function: microtubule binding. Gene Ontology annotation, cellular component: actin filament; cytoplasm; nucleus. Lineage: Eukaryota; Metazoa; Chordata; Actinopteri; Pleuronectiformes; Pleuronectidae. The record is from RefSeq and is a predicted model, not a curated record. Gene Ontology annotation, biological process: actin nucleation; intracellular transport.